Scutellospora calospora is the source of this 188-nucleotide messenger RNA. Lineage: Eukaryota; Fungi; Glomeromycota; Glomeromycetes; Diversisporales; Gigasporaceae. The record is from the annotation of a GenBank genome assembly.
AAUAUAUAUAUGUUGAAAGUAACAGUGAUAGUAUAAAUUCUGAUGAUUAUGAACCUACUAUUAACUAUGAGUCUGAUGAUAAUUAUGAAUCUAUUCAUAAGAAAUCAGAUAUAGAAAUUCCAAUUGAUAAUUUAACAGAAUCAAACUCAUAUUCAUCUUUUGAUGAUUAUAAGAUUAUUGCUACUUAA